AUGAUCAUUGAAUCGCUGAAUCUGUUCUAUCACCUCAGCUGCUUCCGGUGCUAUGUGUGCAGAAUUGCUCUCGGCAAUGGUACACGUGGUACCGACGUUCGAGUGCGCGACUCGAAGCUUCAUUGUCAGAGUUGCUACAACAGUGGUGAAACUGGUCAUAAACAGAGUAAAGUUUAA
Messenger RNA from Gongylonema pulchrum, 177 nucleotides. The record is from the annotation of a GenBank genome assembly. Lineage: Eukaryota; Metazoa; Nematoda; Chromadorea; Rhabditida; Gongylonematidae.